Myotis lucifugus (little brown bat) is the source of this 1900-nucleotide messenger RNA. RefSeq names its product EARP-interacting protein-like. Lineage: Eukaryota; Metazoa; Chordata; Mammalia; Chiroptera; Vespertilionidae. The record is from RefSeq and is a predicted model, not a curated record. Bases 126 to 464 code for a protein of 112 amino acids. The transcript has 4 exons. Gene Ontology annotation, biological process: protein ubiquitination.
GUGAGCCCUACGGUGGCCGCGGCGGGUCAGAAAGGGUCGGGUUUCGGCGCGGGGCGCGCGGCAGGGAACCUAUUAGCGCAGCGCAGGGGGCGCGCCGGCUUUCAGGACCCGCGGGGGGCGGCAGCAUGGAGGACGACGCGCCGGUGAUCUACGGGCUGGAAUUCCAGGCCCGUGCGCUGACCCCGCAGACGGCAGAGACGGACGCCAUCCGGUUUCUGGUUGGGACGCAGUCUCUGAAAUACGACAAUCAGAUCCACAUCAUAGAUUUUGACGACGAAAACAACAUCAUAAACAAAAAUGUCCUCCUCCACCAAGUGGGUGAAAUCUGGCACAUUAGCGCCAGCCCCGCGGACAAAGGCGUGCUGGCCACCUGCUACAACAAGAGGAGCAGGACGCUCGUUAGCAUCUGUCACCUUAGACGGCAUCACACGCUCACCCUCCUUCCCGUGGGCUCCGGAAUGUGACAGUGGGGGCGUCUCCCUGUUUCUGUGGGCUCCAGGUGCCGUUCUGGAACCCGAGGGCUGCCCUUCUGCGUCAUAGAACCCUGCGUGCGCCUCCUCUAUCCCCACCCCCUGGUCUGAAAACACGUCUCUUCAGGGCAGGAGGAUGGUUUCUGAACGGCCUUUCUGCCCUGAUUCUCUGUCUCUUUUCUUAGCUUUUCACUGCGUCAUUGGUUGAUGGGGCGCAGCCUCCCGGGACCCACGCUAAGGCCCUUUCUUCCUUCGUCGUCCGUGUCGGAGGAGCUUCUCCAGGGAGGCCCUUCCUCCUUUGUCCUUUGAGGAAAGUCACUUCCUGUGCUGUGGUCUCUGACGGCUGGGGCACCACCUCCACCUUCCCGCGGCCUGUUUGGGAUGGAGACGUACUCUGUACUUGUGUGGGAGCAGCUUUAACUAGUUGAUCACGUACGUGCCCUCCCCGCUUGGUGUGGAUGGUCUGCGGGUCUGUGGCCCUGACAGCCAUGUGCUCCAUCCCCCGGGUGACAUUCACCGUCCACCUCCUCCAGCCCUUCUCUGGUCCCCGUGGGGGGAGGGGGACAGAGGCACGGCCUGAGCAGUUCCUACUUUCCAAGCUCUGCUCCCCUCCCUGCCCGGGAACGGCAGCGCGUUGCAGGCGGUGAGUGACCUCAAAUUCCCCCCUCCGUCAUCACCGUGUGCAGCCUCGCUCACCUCUGUCCUGGCUCACUGACAGGCCGUCACUGCAGUCGUCUAAGCUUAACCAUCGUCUGACGAUGGUGAGAAAUCGGGUCUCGGCGUCAGGGUGGUGGUGGGCUUUGUACACUCAGUACAUUCUUCCGGAACUUCUACAUGGAUGAAGGUUUUAAAAAAAACACCUCUAGUUUUUCUUUCUGAUAACUUUACAAGAAGAAUGUGUCAAUGUGGAAGCAAGAGGAGGGCAGGAGGGAGGGCGAGGCUACACCACGGUCGUCGGCAGCCUGGAGUCUGCACAGGGCGGUGACGGAGCGGCUCCCGGGCGAUGGGCCGAGCUCCCUGCAGGCAGAAGCACACCCUCAUGGUUGCCGACGUCCCCCGGGGGCCAGGCCUCUGAGCCCGGGAACAUGCUGUCACUCAGGGAAGUCACACUGGAUCCUGACACCCGCCCCUCCCACGUCCACUUCAGAUCUGUGAGAUCUGCAUGGGCACUCGGACUCCUAGGUUCAGGUCCGCACAGGUCUCCGGUGCUUUGGGAAAAAAGCAUCCUAUAUAAUAAAGAGCUAAUAUGCUAAUUAGACCGAACAGCAGAACGACCAUCCGGACGACCUUCUGGAUGAAGCCGGGGCUGUGAGGGCUGAGCAGCCGGUCUGCGGAGGCCGAACCCCUUGCACAGAUUUCGUGCAUCAGGCCUCUAGUGUUUCAGAUCAUCUUUAAUGGACUCUUUAAAAACUAUGGCUUUACUACCUUCA